AUGGCUAAUCAGAAGAAACCCGAAUGGCCGAAGCUCCGGUACGGGGAUGGCGAGUGCAAACGCUGCCGGGAACUCGAUAAACUGAAGCUGGAACCCAAGCCCGAUGACCUCGAUUAUAUAUGCCAGGAUGACGAUUUCCAGGGCGACGAAGAACUGAUGCUAAGGGUCAUCCACUACAGGAGGAAGCGUGACGUGACCGGUGUAAACGAGGAUUUGUUACCACCUGAUUCCUCUUACGAAGAAAGAACAAGGGUAAAGAAAGAGCUGAUGUGGACCUUGGCUUGA
Linum tenue is the source of this 285-nucleotide messenger RNA. The record is from the annotation of a GenBank genome assembly. Lineage: Eukaryota; Viridiplantae; Streptophyta; Magnoliopsida; Malpighiales; Linaceae.